AUGUUAUUCGGGUCGGUGGUCUCGACCGCCGUUGUGGCCCUCUCGUUGUGCGUAGACAAUGUGUCUGCUAGCCAACAUGGACCAUUUGGCCAGAAGGCUCGCGACUCUUUGGCCAAACGGACCUCGCCGCUUGUUUCCAGAGAGGCAGAGUCGCACUCAAAACACAAGGAUUUCCGAUUCCUAAGCAAAGAGACAAAGCCCUACCUCGUCAAGCAUCUGCCCGACGUUCACUUCGACAUCGGCGAAAUGUACUCUGGAUCAGUUCCCAUUGACCAGGGCAACAAGUCUAGAGAAUUGUUCUUCAUCUUCCAGCCCACCGUGGGUGAGCCAGUUGAUGAAGUCACCAUCUGGCUCAACGGAGGACCAGGUUGUAGUUCUCUGGAGGGUUUCUUCCAGGAGAACGGGAGAUUUACCUGGCAGCCAGGAACUUUUGCCCCGGUUGAGAACCCUUACUCGUGGGUGAACUUGACCAACAUGUUGUGGGUCGAUCAACCCGUCGGAACGGGCUUCGCUACCGGCAAGCCGACCGCCACCUCCCAGGAGGAAAUCGCAGAGGAUUUCGUCAAGUUCUUCAAGAACUUCCAGGAUAUUUUUGGAAUCAAGAACUUCAAGAUCUAUGUCACUGGAGAGAGUUAUGCGGGCCGAUAUGUUCCUUAUAUCUCUGCGGCAAUGCUGGAUCAGAAUAAUACGGAGCACUAUGAUUUGAAAGGUGCGCUGGUCUAUGACGCCUGUAUCGGCCAGUACGACUAUGUCCAAGAAGAAGUGCCUGCCGUGCCCUUCGUUCAGCAAAACGCCAAUCUGUUCAAUUUCAAUGCCACCUUCAUGGCGGAGCUGGAGAAACUCCAUACGAGCUGUGGUUACGAGGAGUACAUCGAUGAAUACCUGGUUUUCCCUCCCUCGGGUGUUCAGCCUGUUAAGACGUUCAACUUCACGAGCGAAGCCGAGUGCGACGUCUUCAACAUGAUCAACACUGCCGCCAUGACGGUCAACCCUUGCUUCGACGUCUACGAAAUCAACCAGAUGUGCCCUCUCGCGUGGGAUGUGUUGGCUUUCCCCACGGGACUUGUCUACCAGCCCGAGGGUGCCACGGUCUACUUUGACCGAGAGGACGUCAAGCGGGCCUUGCAUGCCCCCAGCGUUAAGUGGGCCGAGUGUGCGGAUCAGCCCGUCUUCGUCGGUGGCUCCGCAGGACCUGAGCAGGAGGGUGACCUGUCGGCCAACCCGAUCGAGCACGUUCUCCCGCAGGUGAUCGAGGCGACGAACCGUGUGCUGAUCGGCAACGGUGACUACGACAUGAUCAUCCUCACCAACGGAACGCUGCUGGCGAUCCAGAACAUGACCUGGAACGGACAGCUGGGCUUCCAGUCGGCGCCCAGCGCUCCUAUCAACGUUGAGCUGCCUGACCUGCAGUACGCCGAUGUGUAUGCGAAGAAUGGCGAGGCCGGCGUGACCGAUGUUCAGGGAGUGAUGGGCAUCCAACACUACGAGCGUGGACUGAUGUGGGCACAGACCUACCAGAGCGGACACAUGCAGCCGCAGUACCAGCCUCGGGUGACCUACCGUCAUCUCGAGUGGCUGCUGGGCAAGACCGAGUCGUUGUAG
Molecule: messenger RNA, 1602 nt
Organism: Aspergillus clavatus NRRL 1
Lineage: Eukaryota; Fungi; Ascomycota; Eurotiomycetes; Eurotiales; Aspergillaceae
Gene: sxa2
Product: putative pheromone processing carboxypeptidase (Sxa2)
Exons: 4
Coding region: 1-1602 (533 amino acids)
Biological process (GO): proteolysis
Molecular function (GO): serine-type carboxypeptidase activity
Source: RefSeq, a predicted model, not a curated record